GGCGACAGAUAUAUAAUUUUUUAAAUCAAAGCUUGGACGAAUAACACGUAACAUUAUGGAUUCAACUGAUAAUGCGAAGAAAUGGUUUGGUGCGGUGGAUUUUACAGUUUUUGCAAUUUUUCUUGCUCUAUCCACUUUCAUUGGCGUUUUCUUCGCGUUCAGAGAUAGAAAAAACAACACAACUGCCAACUACUACUUUGCUGGAAGAAAAUCGAAUCCUAUCAUUGUGGGACUGUCGAUGUGUGUCACAUACAUGUCAUCUUUUUCAUUGGUUGGAAUACCGGCGGAGGUGUACCUUGUCGGAACGGCCCAUAUACUUAUUGCCGUUGGAAUUAUCUUUGCCGCAAUGACUGCCAUAGUGUAUCUUAUUCCUAUAUACCACCGGUUGCAGCUACAAUCAAUAUUUGAGUACUUGGAGCUUCGUUUCAACGUGGCCACAAGAAGAGUUUGUUCUAUUAUUGCUUGUAUCACAAUGGUAUUUUAUAUGGGCUUGAAUGUAUACCUUCCAGCUUUAACAGUCAGUGCCGUGGCUCCAAUUUCACUGGUUUGGAGUAUUGUUUUAACCGCAGUAAUAUGUACGUUUUACACUGCACUGGGAGGAAUGAAAGCUGUGAUAUGGACUGAUGUUAUUCAGUCAGUCGUAAUGUUAAUCGGAGCAAUCUCACUGUUUAUUCGUGGACUAAUGGCAGUCGGUGGCUUCGCAGCUUUUAAUUCAGCACUCUCGAGAGGAGAGCGUCACAGUGUAACUAGACCUGACUUCGACAUUACUUCUCGGGCAUCUCCUCUCACUAUAUAUAUCGGUGGUUGGUUAACAUUCACUUAUUUCAUCGGAUUCACCCAACCUAUGGUUCAAAGAUUUCAAUCUUGCAGCUCCGUAGCCCAAGCUCGAUGCUCUAUGUUGGUAUACCUUCCUCCAACAUUGCUUAUGGUAGGUCUAGCUAUUGGAAAUGGUGCAAUCAUGUAUGCUUUCUUCGAAGGAUGCGAUCCCGUCAAAUCUGGACUUCUCACAUCCAUUGAUCAAGGAAUUCCGUAUAUUACCCUGGAAGUAUUACAUGAUCUUCCGGGAUUGGCAGGGCUAUUUGUAGCUGCGAUAUUCAGUGCGAGCUUGAGUACGGUGUCUUCAAAUAUAAAUUCUCUUUCUAUUGUCGUCGUCGAGGAUUUUGUUGCCUUCAAAUGGCCACAAAUAACAGACCGUACAAAACUCCUAGUAGGAAAAUUUAUUGUGGCUGCAAUCGGUUUGAUACUUUUGAUUGUCGCAUACGCAUAUUCUCUACUUAAAGUUACUGUUGUCAGACUCUUUCUGAGUCUAAUGGGAGCAAUGAAUGGACCAAUGCUUGGGAUAUUUCUUCUUGGAUUUUUUAUUCCGUGGACAAAUGCUGCUGGCGCUUUGACCGGAGGCUUGUUCAGCUUGGUGGUUGUGGUAUGGAUGACAUUCGGUAAUCUAUUUUUAUUAAAUAUUCCCUCUCGAGUUGUAUUGCCACCAAGGUCAAUUAAUGCGUGUGUCAUUGAUAAUUCUACAAUGAUUGACAGUUUCAAUGACACCGAAGGCUAUACUAUUGCAACGAACGAUGUUCUUACGAUUUUUACAACCCCAGAGCCGGUUACUGUCGAGUAUACAUUUGAUCAAAUGAUGUACAGUAUCUCGUUUACUAAUUAUAUUGCUCUGGCGACUUCGAUGACGAUCAUUGUUGGGCUAAUUGUAUCUUUUGCUACAGGAAGAACUCAUCCGUCUCAGCUUGAUCCAAAGUUGUUCAUACCAAUAGUCGACUCAAAGUUGUUGCCAUACAAAGUGAGAAAAUUUUUUCGAUUCGGUGUUCCAGAACUGAAGGAAACAGAAGCAAACAACAAUUCAGAAAUGGAUAACUUUCUCCCGAACCUGGGAUAAAAGAAAAUAUUCCUAUGACAAGUGACUAAAUACUGGAUAAAAACAUCUUUUUUAUGUACAGUUUUUAAUUCUAAAUAAUCAAGUUAGAAUACGAAUGUAUUUCACAUAUAGGCUAUGUAACAAAAUGACGAAUAUCCAUAUUGAACUGGUAUAAUAUAGCAUAUCUCACGCCAACACCAGUAUUGAUAGGCAUGGUUGACGGAGUAGCUUAGCCAGCUUUAUUGUUAAUGUUGAAUCGAUAGCUUCAAAAAAAUUUCUUGCAUCACAGGUUUUCCCGGUGUUAAUUAAUAAUGUUUUGGCGCAUAAUUAGACUAGUCCCGUCACUUCUACAGUAUAUAUAUAUAAAGAUUAAAUAUCUUCAUUCUCCAUUUCAAUCUGAUCGUUUCUAGCUUGCUGAAUUUUCCUUCAGUUCAUUUUGAGUUAAUGUCAAUAAAUGAGUGGAAAAAUA
This is a messenger RNA of Styela clava, 2333 nucleotides long. RefSeq names its product sodium-coupled monocarboxylate transporter 2-like. The record is from RefSeq and is a predicted model, not a curated record. Gene Ontology annotation, biological process: sodium ion transport; transmembrane transport. Gene Ontology annotation, cellular component: membrane. Gene Ontology annotation, molecular function: symporter activity. Lineage: Eukaryota; Metazoa; Chordata; Ascidiacea; Stolidobranchia; Styelidae.